Molecule: messenger RNA, 577 nt
Organism: Planococcus citri (citrus mealybug)
Lineage: Eukaryota; Metazoa; Arthropoda; Insecta; Hemiptera; Pseudococcidae
Gene: RpL35
Product: Ribosomal protein L35
Exons: 4
Coding region: 151-519 (122 amino acids)
Biological process (GO): maturation of LSU-rRNA from tricistronic rRNA transcript (SSU-rRNA, 5.8S rRNA, LSU-rRNA); translation
Cellular component (GO): ribosome; cytosolic large ribosomal subunit
Molecular function (GO): structural constituent of ribosome; mRNA binding
Source: RefSeq, a predicted model, not a curated record
GGCAAAAGUUGAGUCAACCCGAAACCAAAACCCAAAAACAAAUUUGCAGGCCAAGAUCUCAGCGUAAUCACAACAUGCGUGACAUCUUUUUAUGAUCGCGUGGUGAAUAAUUUCUAUUUUCUGGGUGGAAAAGUUUAUUAAAUCAGCAAAAUGAGAGUCCGCUGUUCCGAGCUCCGAACCAAGGAUAAAAAGGAUCUAACCAAACAGCUCGAUGAGCUGAAGACAGAAUUGGCCAACUUGAGAGUGGCCAAAGUGACCGGUGGUGCAGCUUCCAAGUUGUCCAAAAUUCGUGUUGUACGCAAAGCCAUCGCCAGAGUCUACAUUGUUAUGCACCAGAAACAAAAAGAAAAUCUGCGUAAAUUAUUCAAAAACAAGAAAUACAAGCCUUUAGACUUGAGACCCAAGAAAACGAGAGCCUUACGCCGUGCAUUGACCAAGAAAGAACGUAAUAUCAAGACAAUGAAGCAGAUUAGGAAAAACCAAGCUUUUCCACCUAGGUUAUUCGCUGUUAAGGCUUAAGAUUUUUUUGUAAGUCUUCGUUUAUUGUAUUUAAAUAAAAUAUUUUCAUUAAUUCUGA